Messenger RNA from Pteronotus mesoamericanus, 410 nucleotides. It is a transcript of the gene S100A8, whose product is annotated as S100 calcium binding protein A8. The transcript has 3 exons. Bases 75 to 341 code for a protein of 88 amino acids. Gene Ontology annotation, cellular component: cytoplasm. Gene Ontology annotation, molecular function: calcium ion binding; calcium-dependent protein binding. The record is from RefSeq and is a predicted model, not a curated record. Gene Ontology annotation, biological process: neutrophil aggregation; leukocyte migration involved in inflammatory response; response to lipopolysaccharide. NCBI's taxonomy places the organism in Eukaryota, Metazoa, Chordata, Mammalia, Chiroptera, Mormoopidae.
GCAUAUUCUGUCAACUCUGUCAACUCUGUCAACACGGUUUCAGGAAGACCUGGUGAAGCAUAUCCUCAGGCACCAUGCUGACGGAACUGGAGAGCGCCCUGAACAACUUCGUUGCCGUCUACCACAAGUACUCCCUGGCGAAAGGGAACGCCCACGCCCUCUACAGGGAUGACUUGAAGAAAUUGAUGGAGACCGAGUGUCCUCAGUAUUUGAAGAAAAAGAAUGCAGAUACCUGGUUCAAAGAGUUGGAUAUCAAUACCGAUAAUGCAGUCAACUUCGAGGAAUUCCUUGUACUGCUUAUAAAGGUGGGCGUGGCGGCCCAUGAAGAGAGCCACAAGUAGUGGCAUGGCUGUUGGGCCCUGGGGCUUGGCCCCUGGACUUGUCCCUGAAGAAUAAUAAAGUGAUUGAUA